AUGGAUCCUAUUACAGAGCCUCAUCCAAGUUCCAGCAACUCAAACUACGCUUUUAUCACACAUUCCCAGGAGACACUUCCAAGGAAUCUGCCUCCUUCGAUUGAUAACGCGAAUCUUGCCCGUCGCCGUCGAAGGCGUACUUCGGUCCACGAUCAGGCAAUUUUGGAGGAGGAAUAUCGCAUAUGUGAUCGCCCGGACAAGACCAAACGGAAGGAGAUUUCGAGUAGGGUGCAGAUGGGUGAAAAGGAAGUGCAGAUCUGGUUCCAGAACAAGCGGCAGUCGGCGCGCCGCAAGGCCAAGCCCUUGCUUCCUCACGAAAUCAUCCCAAACACCACCACCAACAAUAGUAACAAUAAUAGCAGCCAACAAUAUUCCAGUCAGCAGGAGUAUUCGCAACAAGGAAUGAUGAUGCCGUCAUCAUCCCAGUACUCCUCUUUUGACAAUUCCCAGCAGUCACUCUCAAGGGAGGAUAUAAGACACAUGAGCACCGACGCGGAUCCCGAUGAUGAAGAUUUCGAUGACGACGAUGACAUUGGCGAAGAAGAAGCAGAAGAAGAGGAGUUGCGUCUGAGGGAAAGAAGCGCUGUAGAGUCCCCUCACCACCAUCUGCCCCAACGCCGUUACGAGCCCUCGUACUACAGUAAACGUCAGAAGCUCUCAUCACGGGACAACCAUCUUCUAGCUCUUCUUCAGCAGUCCUCGCCCCCAACUUCCUCUAUUCCCAGCCAGGAAAGCCAACAUCAACAGAACCUCUCGCUUAGUAGCAGGCACGACCAGCCAGAACCAGAAAUGACUACCUCGGCACACCAACGUCUACAGGAUGUUCUCUCAUCCAUGCAGGACAUCAUCUCCUCCUCCACCCUCGCCAAACCAACCUUCACUAAUUCGAGGCGAACCAACCCCAACCCCAACCCCACCACGCCCCAUGCCCCACCUCGCCUGCUAAAACGUACCUCAUCAAUUCGACUCUCUACCUCUCUUGAGGGCAAGGCCACUAUCGUACUCGAUGAGGAACCAGAAUCCCCACCUUCUUCGCAGCAAACACUGCCUACUCCGAAAAAGCCAUCUCCAAUUGCCAGUAGUGGCCCGCCCAGAAAGAUUGUAGAUAGUAAGAUAUGGGAAUUUUACUGCGACAACCAGGCCAUGAUUCGCUCGCCAGCUACUCACGCGAGCCUUCAGACCGCUGCGGAGGCUAAAGAGGCCCUGGGUCUCCUCCGGAGAAAAAGCAGCCAUUUAAAGCUCCCACCUCCUCUACCACCGAGCAGUCCUGUUACACACCGGAAGCAUGGAGGCAAGCUUGCCCAACCUUCUUCGCCAACGAAGGCGAAGAAGUCUCGUAAAAUCCUCUCGGCAAAGUUAUCGCGUUCGAAAGCUGUUCCAGCCGCUAAAACAUCAGGCUCAGGCAAGAAAUUGGUCGAUGGUCUCCCGUCAGAGCUGGGCCAGGAAAGCGAUAAAGAGAACCGCCCGCCUGGCGCCCCAGUCUCACCACCUCCAGAGCCAAGAAGACGUGGUGGCAAGGGUGAGGCCAAGAAAGCCCCCGCCGAGAAGCCCAGCAAGAAGAGGAAGAGGAAUGCAAUUGCAGCCGAUGAGAGGAGGAUUCUGGAAGACCACAAGACUAUUCCGAGCCAGACCUCAGCGGUUUAUGAUGUUCCGAGCUCAUCGCAGGCCAUUGACAAUUUCAGGUCUGAUGGGCCGGUUGCUGAUGAGUAUGGGAUGAUGUUGAGCCAACGGAGCUUCAGCAACUACUUCGCAUCCAGUCAGGAAUCCGGCCCAGCGGUGAUGGAUGAGAUGGAGUGUGUGGAGAACUUGCUCAGUUUAAGAGGCGGAACUUGGAGAUAG
Molecule: messenger RNA, 1839 nt
Organism: Morchella sextelata
Lineage: Eukaryota; Fungi; Ascomycota; Pezizomycetes; Pezizales; Morchellaceae
Exons: 3
Coding region: 1-1839 (612 amino acids)
Biological process (GO): regulation of transcription by RNA polymerase II; cell differentiation
Molecular function (GO): RNA polymerase II cis-regulatory region sequence-specific DNA binding; DNA-binding transcription factor activity, RNA polymerase II-specific
Source: RefSeq, a predicted model, not a curated record